GUUCAGAUACUGGAAAUGGUUCCAAUCCUGAUUUCUCAGCUGGGCCCCAGGCUUGGCCCCCGACCUUGGGUGUAUGAGGGGUGGAGAGCAGCCCUCCGAGGGGUUCCCUUCUCCAUGGAGAGCAGGAUGGCGGCUCUGGGACCCUGGAAGUCCAGCAGAGAGGCUUUUGUGACGUUUGAGGAUGUGGCUGUGGAUUUCACGCAGAAGGAAUGGAAGCUGCUGAGCCCUGCGCAGAGGACCCUGUACAGACACGUGAUGCUGGAGAACUUCAGCCACCUGGAGUCGCUGGGAAUUUCCUGUUCUAAACCAAACCUCAUCACGUGGCUGGAGGUAGAGGAAGAGCCCUGGAGGGAAGAGAGGAGACACCGGCAAGGCCCCCGGCCAGGAAAGAAGUGCUGAGAAGAUACUACUCCUGGAAAAGCACAUGGAGAUGGUGUUGGGACAGUGGGCUGGAGUGGAUGAAGCAGUCACACAGGAUAGACAGUAGAGCCCUCUCUGAUGAAGUGACCUUUGAGCAGAGCUCAGACUAACAAAACCACUAAGCCAAGCACAUUUGAAUGGCUGUAUUUAGUGUUCCUUCUGCCCAGUCAGGAAGGAGCUUUAUUCAAAGGACAGGACCAACCUCAGUCAGUGUCAGCUGGAGUGAGGGACUCAAAGUGGAAGCAACUGAGGUCUGAGCAGGAAGUGGGGUAUAGGGCCCCGCAAUCCAUGCAAAGAUGCAGUCCAUAUGUUGGGGAGCCACUGGAUUAUGUACAACGGUGACAUCUGAUGUAUUAUUUUAUCUAAGUGUCAUUGACAUAGAAUAUCCUGUUUUCAGGUGUGAUUCAUUUCAGUCCACAGUCAUUGAUUAUUUUUAUGCUUUAGAAAAUGAUCCCCAUGCUGAGACUAGUUGCCAUGUAUGACCUCACAAAUUAAUUACAUCAUCUUCCCUGUGCUGUACACUACUUCCCGUGACUUAGUUAUGUUCAGCUGGAAGUUUGCGCAGCUUCAUCCCCUCACCCUGUUUUGCCUGCGCCCAGCCCCGCCCCCACCCUUGGUGUCCUUCAGAUUCCUUGCCUGUCCGUCUGUUUCUGUUUCUGUU
Messenger RNA from Manis pentadactyla (Chinese pangolin), 1081 nucleotides. RefSeq names its product zinc finger protein 337-like. Bases 16 to 399 code for a protein of 127 amino acids. The transcript has 5 exons. Gene Ontology annotation, biological process: regulation of DNA-templated transcription. The record is from RefSeq and is a predicted model, not a curated record. Lineage: Eukaryota; Metazoa; Chordata; Mammalia; Pholidota; Manidae.